UUCUUCGAUAAAAUGUCAGCUCUAUCAGAAAAAUGCUUUAUUGUGCGUAAAAUAACCAAACAAAUAUAAACACUCCCUUAAAAAAAAUUAAAGUUGAUUUAAAUUGUUUGUACCUUUACAAUUCUUUAGAUUUUUAACCUAAUUUUACUAAAUUAUUCGGUAAUUUUUCAAACUCUUUACUAGCCGGUAAAUUUUCAUGUGUAUUUUACUUCACCUUAGAGGUUAAUGUUGAAAAAAAAUUGAUAACAAAAAAAACUAGUGACAACAUGGAACAUUUUAUAAUAAUGGGUGUUUGCAUUUUUGUGCUACUUAUUAUGGUUUUCGCGCUAAAAUUAUUUUGCCGAACAAAUAUGAAAAAUGUGGAGAAUAAACACGUUGUGGUAACUGGCGGUUCAUGUGGAAUAGGAAAAAGCGUCGCUUUGAUUGCUGCUCGAAGUGGAGCUCACGUGACCAUCAUUGCUCGAAACAUUCAAAAAUUGGAGUCGGCAAAAAAUGAAAUUGUUGAAGCUUGCAAAAAUCCUUAUACACAGAGAGUCGAAUAUUUGUCCCUUGAUAUCAGUAAAAACUACGACGAAGUAGAAAAAUCAUUACUCGAUCUUGAAAAGACCAUGGGACCAAUUUACAUGCUGGCAAAUUGUGCUGGCACUGCAAUUGCAGCAAAAAUCGAAGAUACGACAGUGGAAAAUUUAAAAACCAUGUUUGAUAUAAAUUAUUUCGGUACAUUUUAUUGUACAAAGGCAAUUGUCCCAAUGAUGAAGAGUCGAAAGGAGGGGAUUAUUAUUUUAACCGCUUCUCAAGCUGCCUGUUUAGGAAUCUUUGGUUACACUGGUUAUGCGAGUUCGAAAUUUGCCGUUCGUGGAUUAGCGGAAUGCCUUUCUAUGGAAUUGUCCCCUUACAAUGUGUCUGUAACUUUAAGUUUACCACCUGAUACCAAUACUCCUGGAUUUAAACAAGAAGAACUGACAAAGCCCUUGGAAACGAAAUUAAUUUCACAAGCCGCUGAUCUCAUGGAACCAGAUGAUGUUGCAAAAACCAUGUUCAAAGAUGCUCUCACUGGAAAAUUUUUCUCGAUAAUCGGCUUUGAGAGCUUUAUGGUGGCGACCGUCUGCGCUGGAAUGUCGCCUUUUUCUUCAUGGUGUGAAGUAUUAAUUCAAUCAAUAUUGAUGGGAUUGUUCAGGAUUGUGGGUGCUUUUUAUUUAAUUUCAUUCCAGAGAAUAAUCAUAAGGGUUAUGAAGAAUCGCGACAAAAACAAAAGAGCUGAAUAGAAAAAUUGGACUUUUCUAAUAUAAUAAUUAAUAUUUACAAGUGAUGAGAGACCAUAAGUAUUUUGAAAUAUUUAGGAAAAUAUUAUAAAAAGGCUUUUUUAAAUAAAUAUUUUUAUAUAA
This is a messenger RNA of Leptopilina heterotoma, 1385 nucleotides long. It is a transcript of the gene Kdsr, whose product is annotated as 3-ketodihydrosphingosine reductase. The coding region runs from base 267 to 1265 and encodes 332 amino acids. Lineage: Eukaryota; Metazoa; Arthropoda; Insecta; Hymenoptera; Figitidae. The record is from RefSeq and is a predicted model, not a curated record. Gene Ontology annotation, cellular component: endoplasmic reticulum membrane. Gene Ontology annotation, biological process: sphingolipid biosynthetic process. Gene Ontology annotation, molecular function: 3-dehydrosphinganine reductase activity. The transcript has 4 exons.